Molecule: messenger RNA, 6850 nt
Organism: Meriones unguiculatus (Mongolian gerbil)
Lineage: Eukaryota; Metazoa; Chordata; Mammalia; Rodentia; Muridae
Gene: Myh14
Product: myosin heavy chain 14
Exons: 43
Coding region: 3-6461 (2152 amino acids)
Cellular component (GO): myosin complex
Molecular function (GO): cytoskeletal motor activity; actin filament binding; ATP binding
Source: RefSeq, a predicted model, not a curated record
UUAUGGGCCUCAAUUCCCGGCGAGGAAAGCGGUGGUCCAGAACGCUGGGGAAGGAUUUGAACCCUAGGCGUGUUCCACAGUCCUGUUCUGUGCCGGGCCUUUACCUUUGCCCACCGCCGCCGCCCACUGGGCAACAGGUUCUACUUUUGCUGGCUGCAGUGCCAGGACCCGCCACGCCACGCCCCCACCCAGCCCGGCAGGUGUCAGGUGACGUCAGAGCCCCGUCCCGCCUCCUGACGCCAGAGGCCCCACCCCCUGCUGGACCGCAGAGCCGGCCUCACCUGGGUGUCGGAGAGGAUCUGGACACAGAGGCCUCCCCAUCUCUACCGCCAGGCGCCCAGACCAUGGCCGCAGUGACCUUGUCCGUGCCUGGGAGGAAGGUGGCCUCCAGGCCAGGCCCGGUACCUGAGGCAGCCCAGCCGUUUCUGUUUGCGCCCCGUAUGCCAAAUGUGGGUGGCCCUGGAGGGCCACAGGUGGAGUGGACAGCGCGGCGCCUGGUGUGGGUGCCGUCGGAACUGCACGGGUUCGAGGCGGCAGCCCUGCGGGAUGAAGGGGAGGAGGAGGCAGAAGUGGAGCUGGCGGAGAGCGGUCGGCGCCUGCGGCUGCCCAGGGACCAGAUCCAGCGCAUGAACCCGCCCAAAUUCAGCAAGGCAGAGGACAUGGCUGAGCUCACCUGCCUCAAUGAGGCCUCGGUCCUGCACAACCUACGAGAGCGCUACUACUCCGGGCUCAUUUAUACCUACUCAGGCCUCUUCUGUGUGGUCAUCAAUCCAUACAAGCAGCUGCCCAUCUACACGGAGGCCAUCGUGGAGAUGUACCGGGGCAAGAAACGCCAUGAAGUGCCGCCUCACGUGUACGCUGUGACCGAGGGCGCGUACCGCAGCAUGCUUCAGGAUCGUGAGGAUCAGUCCAUUCUCUGCACAGGGGAGUCUGGAGCCGGGAAGACGGAAAACACUAAGAAGGUUAUCCAGUACCUGGCCCACGUGGCAUCAUCUCCAAAGGGCAGGAAGGAGCCUGGAGUCCCUGCCUCCGUCAGCGCCAUGUCUUAUGGGGAGCUAGAGCGGCAGCUUCUUCAAGCCAACCCCAUCCUGGAGGCCUUUGGCAAUGCCAAGACUGUCAAGAACGACAACUCUUCCCGAUUUGGAAAAUUUAUCCGCAUCAACUUUGAUGUUGCUGGCUACAUCGUGGGAGCAAACAUCGAGACCUAUCUGCUGGAGAAGUCCCGGGCCAUCAGGCAGGCCAAGGACGAAUGCAGCUUCCAUAUCUUCUACCAGCUGCUAGGGGGCGCUGGGGAGCAGCUAAGAGCUGACCUCCUUCUGGAGCCCUGUUCCCAUUACCGCUUCCUGACCAACGGGCCCUCCUCGACCCCCGGCCAGGAGCGGGAGCUAUUCCAGGAGACGCUGGAGUCCCUGCGCGUGCUGGGCUUCCUUCCAGAGGAGAUCACCGCCAUGCUGCGCACUGUCUCAGCUGUCCUCCAGUUUGGCAACAUUGUCUUGAGGAAAGAGCGCAACACGGACCAAGCCACCAUGCCUGACAACACAGCUGCCCAGAAGCUCUGCCGCCUCUUAGGACUCGGGGUGACCGACUUCUCCAGAGCCCUUCUCACACCCCGCAUCAAGGUUGGCCGAGAUUAUGUCCAGAAAGCACAGACCAAGGAGCAGGCCGACUUCGCGCUGGAGGCACUGGCCAAAGCUACCUAUGAGCGCCUGUUCCGCUGGCUGGUUCUGCGGCUCAACCGCGCCCUGGACAGAAGCCCGCGGCAGGGUGCCUCCUUCCUGGGCAUCCUGGACAUCGCGGGCUUUGAGAUCUUCCAGCUGAACUCCUUCGAGCAGCUGUGCAUCAACUACACCAACGAGAAGCUGCAGCAGCUCUUCAACCACACCAUGUUCGUGCUGGAGCAGGAGGAGUACCAGCGGGAGGGCAUCCCCUGGACGUUCCUGGACUUUGGGUUGGACCUGCAGCCCUGCAUCGACCUCAUCGAGCGGCCGGCAAACCCUCCAGGCCUCCUGGCGCUGCUGGACGAGGAGUGCUGGUUCCCCAAGGCCACGGACAAGUCUUUCGUGGAGAAGGUGGCCCAGGAGCAGGGCAGCCACCCCAAGUUCCAGCGCCCCAGGCACCUGCGGGAUCAGGCCGACUUCAGCGUGCUGCACUACGCAGGCAAGGUUGACUACAAAGCCAGUGAAUGGCUGAUGAAGAACAUGGACCCGUUGAAUGACAACGUGGCUGCCUUGCUUCACCAGAGCACGGAUCGUCUCACGGCUGAGAUCUGGAAGGAUGAACAAGGGGGCCUCCAACAGUUCACUUUACUUGGCUCAUUUCCAUCGUCACCCCCUGGACCUGCAGGCCCUGGUGCUCCUCCGCCAGGGGGUGGGUCUCUCUGUGCACCCACGGUGGAGGGCAUUGUGGGGCUGGAGCAGGUGAGCAGCCUUGGGGAUGGGCCGCCAGGAGGCCGCCCCCGCCGUGGGAUGUUCCGGACGGUGGGGCAGCUCUACAAGGAAUCUCUCAGCCGCCUCAUGGCCACACUCAGCAACACCAACCCUAGUUUUGUCCGCUGCAUCGUCCCCAAUCAUGAGAAGAGGGCUGGGAAGCUGGAGCCGCGCCUGGUGCUGGACCAGCUCCGCUGUAACGGGGUCCUCGAGGGUAUCCGCAUCUGCCGCCAGGGCUUCCCCAACCGCAUACUCUUCCAGGAGUUCCGGCAGCGCUAUGAGAUCCUCACCCCAAACGCCAUUCCCAAGGGCUUCAUGGACGGCAAACAGGCCUGUGAAAAGAUGAUCCAAGCCCUGGAGCUAGACCCCAACCUCUACCGUGUUGGCCAAAGCAAGAUCUUCUUCCGGGCGGGAGUCCUGGCCCAGCUGGAGGAGGAGCGGGACCUGAAGGUCACGGACAUCAUAGUGUCUUUCCAGGCAGCGGCCCGGGGCUACCUGGCCCGCAGGGCCUUCCAGCGCAGGCAGCAGCAGCAGAGUGCCCUGAGGGUGAUGCAGCGGAACUGCGCCGCCUACCUCAAGCUGAGGAACUGGCAGUGGUGGAGACUGUUCAUCAAGGUGAAGCCCCUGCUGCAGGUGACGCGACAGGAUGAGGUGCUGCAGGCGCGUGCCCAGGAGCUGCAGAAGGUUCAGGAGCUGCAGCAGCAGAGUGCGCGUGAAGUGGGAGAGCUGCAGAGCCGAGUGGCACAGCUGGAGGAGGAGCGCUCGCGCCUGGCCGAGCAGCUGCGCGCAGAAGCCGAGCUGUGCUCCGAGGCCGAGGAGACCAGGGCGCGAUUGGCCUCCCGGAAGCAGGAGCUGGAGCUGGUGGUGUCAGAGCUGGAGGCGCGAGUGGGCGAGGAGGAAGAGUGCAGCCGGCAGCUGCAGGGCGAGAAAAAGCGGCUGCAGCAGCACAUCCAGGAGCUGGAGACCCACCUGGAGGCCGAGGAGGGCGCUCGGCAGAAGCUGCAGCUGGAGAAGGUGACCACAGAGGCCAAGAUGAAGAAGUUUGAGGAAGACCUGCUGCUCCUGGAGGACCAGAAUGCCAAACUGAGCAAGGAGCGGAGGCUGCUGGAGGAGCGCCUGGCAGAGUUCUCCUCGCAGGCAGCCGAAGAGGAAGAGAAAGUCAAGAGCCUCAAUAAGCUGAGGCUCAAAUAUGAAGCCACGAUCGCAGACAUGGAGGACCGGCUGAAGAAGGAGGAGAAAGGCCGCCAGGAGCUGGAGAAGCUGAAGCGGCGCCUGGAUGGGGAGAGCUCGGAGCUUCAGGAACAGAUGGUGGAGCAGAAGCAGCGGGCAGAGGAGCUGCUUGCACAGCUGGGCCGCAAGGAGGAAGAGCUGCAGGCAGCCCUGGUCAGGGUAGAGGAGGAGGGUGGUGCCCGUGCCCAGCUGCUCAAGUCCCUGCGAGAAGUGCAGGCUGGCCUGGCUGAGGCCCAGGAGGACCUGGAGUCUGAGCGGGCAGCCAGGGCCAAGGCAGAGAAGCAGCGCCGGGACCUGGGCGAGGAGCUGGAAGCCCUGCGUGGGGAGCUGGAGGACACCCUGGACUCCACCAAUGCCCAGCAGGAACUUCGGUCCAAGAGGGAGCAGGAGGUGACGGAGCUGAAGAAGGCUUUGGAAGAGGAGGCCCGUGCUCAUGAGGUAGCCAUGCAGGAGCUGAGGCAGAGGCAUGGCCAGGCUGUGGGGGAGCUGGCGGAGCAGCUGGAGCAAGCCCGGAGGGGUAAAGGAGUGUGGGAGAAGACCCGACUAGCCCUGCAGGCCGAGGUGUCCGAGCUGAGGGCUGAGCUGAGCAGCCUGCAGACCUUGAGACAGGAAGGUGAGCAGAAGAGGCGGCGCCUGGAGUCCCAGCUACAGGAGGUCCAGGGCCGGGCCAGCGACACGGAGCAGGCACGGGCGGAGGCAGCUGAGAAGCUGCAGAGAGCCCAGGCUGAACUUGAGAGCGUGUCCACAGCACUGAGCGAGGCUGAGUCCAAGGCCAUCAGGCUCGGCAAGGAGCUGAGCAGUGCGGAGUCCCAGCUGCACGACACCCAGGAGCUGCUGCAGGAGGAGACCAGGGCAAAGCUGGCCUUGGGGUCGCGUGUGCGUGCCCUCGAGGCCGAGGCUGCGGGGCUUCGGGAGCAGAUGGAGGAGGAGGUGGUCGCCAGGGAGCGGGCUGGCCGUGAGCUGCAGACCGCACAGGCCCAGCUCUCUGAAUGGCGGCGACGGCAAGAGGAAGAGGCUACGGCGCUGGAGGCUGGCGAGGAGGCUCGCCGCCGUGCAGCCCGGGAGGCAGAGGCCCUGGCCCAGCGCCUGGCAGAAAAGACAGAGGCUGUAGAGAGGCUGGAGCGAGCCCGGCGGCGGCUGCAGCAAGAGCUAGACGAUGCCACUGUGGACCUGGGGCAGCAGAAACAGCUCCUGAGCACACUGGAGAAGAAGCAGCGCAAGUUUGACCAGCUCCUGGCAGAGGAGAAGGCUGCCGUGCUGCGGGCUGUGGAGGACCGAGAACGGGUGGAGGCCGAAGGCCGGGAGCGAGAGGCCCGGGCCCUGUCGCUGACACGGGCCCUGGAGGAGGAGCAGGAGGCUCGGGAGGAGCUGGAGAGACAGAACCGUGCGCUGCGGGCUGAGCUGGAGGCACUGCUGAGCAGCAAGGAUGACGUGGGCAAGAAUGUGCACGAGCUGGAGAGAGCCCGCAGGGCGGCCGAGCAGGCCGCCAGUGACCUUCGGACACAGGUGACAGAACUGGAGGACGAGCUGACUGCCACAGAGGAUGCCAAGCUGCGUCUGGAGGUCACGGUGCAGGCACUGAAGGCUCAGCACGAGCGAGACCUGCAGGGCCGAGACGAUGCUGGUGAGGAGAGGCGGAGGCAGCUGGCCAAGCAGCUGAGAGAUGCCGAGGUGGAGCGCGAUGAGGAACGGAAGCAGAGGGCACUGGCUAUGGCUGCCCGCAAGAAGCUGGAGUCUGAACUGGAGGAGCUGAAGGCCCAGACAUCUGCUGCCGGGCAGGGCAAGGAAGAGGCAGUGAAGCAGCUGAAAAAGAUGCAGGCCCAGAUGAAGGAGCUGUGGCGAGAGGUGGAGGAGACGCGCAGCUCCCGGGAGGAGAUCUUUACCCUUAACAAAGAAAGCGAGAAAAGGCUCAAGGGGCUGGAAGCAGAGGUGCUGAGGCUGCAGGAGGAACUGGCUGCCUCAGACCGGGCCCGGAGACAGGCCCAGCAGGACAGAGAUGAGAUGGCAGAGGAGGUGGCCAGUGGCAACCUUAGCAAGACAGCCAUUCUGGAGGAAAAACGGCAGCUGGAGGGACGUCUGGGGCAGCUGGAGGAGGAGCUGGAGGAAGAACAGAGCAACUCUGAGCUGCUCAAGGACCAUUACCGGAAGCUGCUGCUACAGGUAGAGUCUCUUACUACAGAGCUGUCUGCUGAACGCAGUUUUUCAGCCAAGGCUGAGAGCGGAAGGCAGCAGCUGGAGCGGCAGAUUCAGGAACUGCGGGCUCGCCUAGGUGAAGAGGACGCAGGAUCCCGAGCUCGGCAGAAGAUGCUGAUCGCUGCUCUUGAGUCUAAGCUGGCCCAGGCAGAGGAGCAGCUAGAGCAGGAGACCAGAGAGCGCAUCCUCUCUGGCAAGCUGGUGCGCAGAGCUGAGAAGCGGCUGAAGGAGGUGGUUCUUCAGGUGGACGAAGAACGCAGGGUGGCUGACCAGCUCCGGGACCAGCUGGAGAAAAGCAACCUCCGGCUGAAGCAGCUUAAGAGGCAGCUGGAGGAGGCAGAGGAAGAAGCCUCCCGGGCACAGGCUGGCAGGAGGCGGCUGCAGCGGGAGCUGGAGGACGUCACAGAGUCGGCGGAAUCCAUGAACCGGGAGGUGACCACGCUGAGGAACAGGCUCCGGCGUGGCCCGCUCACCUUCACCACGCGCACCGUGCGCCAGGUGUUCAGGCUGGAGGAGGGCGUGGCUUCUGACGAAGAGGAGGCUGAGGGGGCAGAGCCUGGGUCUGCACCACCCCAGGAGCCUGAGGCUCCGCCCCCUGCCACACCCCAGUGACCCAGUGUGUUCUAGAAGUUCCAAGGACAGAGCCUGUCCCAGUGACCCUCCCGGUUUGCACUUUGAAAUGACGAAGCCCUCUGGCAUUGAUGAAUCCUACUGAGACCCCAAGACCCUUGCCCACUGGGGACUUCGAAUCAAGGCCCCAAACCAAGGAGCCAGGCGGGAGGGAGGCCAGGACGGUCAUUCUUGUCAGGGGGACGGAAUGAGAAUGGAUAGCAGGGACCUGCUCCUGCCUUGAGCAGCCCUCUUCCCUGCAGAGGGCAGGCAGGGCAUCUCCGUCCCCUCCCAGUGUACUGCCUUCUUUUAUGGGGGGAGGGUCUGUGUUCUCAGAGGUCAGUGCUCAGGUCCCUCCAGGCGCCGAAGAAAUAAACUGGCUGGACCCUUCA